AUGCUGGGAGUCAUUCUUGAGGGAUUUCUUGAUGGAGUCUUUGAAGAACUUCUUAAGGAAUUUCUUAAUAGAGUUUUUGAAGAACUUCUUGAGGGAUUUCUUGAUAGAGUUUUUGAUCUUUCAUGA
This is a messenger RNA of Funneliformis mosseae, 126 nucleotides long. Lineage: Eukaryota; Fungi; Glomeromycota; Glomeromycetes; Glomerales; Glomeraceae. The record is from the annotation of a GenBank genome assembly.